GGCGGGCUUCUCACGUGACUGUCCGCGGGAUGGACCGCCAGCUGCCCGCAGAGGAGCAGGAGGAGCAGGAGGAGCAGGAGAGCCAGGGUGGCACGGCCCCAGGGCACCGGCCGGAGGGACCCCCGCCGUCUGCAGAAUUCCCGAAGCCCCAGGCAAGCAAGCUGAGGGAGCCAGAAGGGUUUCGAAUGCAGAUGCCUCAGGGAAACCCGCUGCUGCUCUCUCACACGCUUCAGGAGCUGCUGGCCAAGGACACCAUCCAGGUGGAGCUCAUUCCGGAGAAGAAGGGCCUCUUCCUGAAACAUGUGGAGUAUGAGGUUACCAGCCAGCGCUUCAAGUCGUCUGUGUACAGGCGAUACAACGACUUUGUGGUGUUCCACGAGAUGCUGCUGCAGAAGUUUCCAUACCGCAUGGUGCCUGCACUUCCACCCAAGAGAAUGCUGGGAGCUGACAGAGAAUUCAUAGAGACCAGACGGAGGGCAUUGAAACGCUUCAUUAACCUCGUGGCUCGACACCCUCCUUUCUCAGAAGAUGUGAUCCUGAAGCUCUUUCUUUCUUUCAGUGGUUCAGAUGUGCAAAACAAGCUGAAGGAAUCUGCCCAAUGUGUUGGAGAUGAAUUCAUGAUUUGCAAACUGGCUACUCAGGCCAAGGAUUUCCUCCCAGCUGACAUUCAGGCCCAGUUUGCUGCCAGCCGAGAGCUGAUUAGAAAUAUCUACAAUAGUUUCUAUAAACUGCGAGAUCGUGCCGAAAGGAUUGCCUCUCGGGCCAUUGAUAAUGCUGCCGAUCUUCUCAUAUUUGGGAAAGAACUAAGUGCAUUAGGCUCUGACACAACACCACUACCCUCCUGGGCCACUCUGAACAAUAGCACAUGGGGGACCCUAAAACAAGCCCUUAAAGGCCUAUCGGUUGAAUUUGCCUUACUUGCUGAUAAGGCUGCACAACAGGGUAAACAGGAAGAGAAUGAUGUUGUGGAGAAGUUGAACCUUUUUCUGGAUUUGCUCCAGUCCUAUAAAGAUCUGUGCGAGAGGCAUGAAAAGGGAGUGCUACACAAGCACCAGCGAGCUUUGCACAAGUAUAGCAUGAUGAAGAAGCAGAUGAUGAGUGCCACAGUGCAGAACAGGGAACCAGAGUCCGUGGAGCAGCUGGAGUCCCGAAUUGUGGAGCAAGAAAAUGCAAUCCAGACCAUGGAGCUCCGGAACUACUUCUCUUUGUACUGCCUGCAUCAAGAGACACAGCUAAUCCAUGUAUACCUGCCUCUGACAUCCCACAUUUUAGGAGCCUUUGUCAAUUCUCAAAUCCAGGGCCACAAAGAGAUGAGUAAAGUUUGGAAUGAAUUGAAGCCCAAGUUAAGCUGCCUCUUCGUUGGACCCAACAACAUGCCAACUCCACCACGGUCACCACAGGAGGACAACUUAUUCUCCCAUUAGUGCCUGGAAAGGACUAUCUGGGCAGGGGCAUUCUGACUAAAAUGGGACUUCUAAAUAGUAUCUUUUCCUUCCCAGAAUAUAAUUGCCACUCUGAGGGGCUCUCCAGUUUAAACCGAUUGGAACUUGAGCAUAAAAGCGUCAUUCUCUAAAUGGCAAUCCCUUCUGUUUCCACCCCUUUUAUUUUCCAGUGCUCAAGGACAAGGCUGUGGGGCAGGUGGGGGCAAUGGGAAUGCUUUGGGAUGCGGGUUGCCGGGGACUGUAGGCCCGUUCAUGUUUUGUACUGCCUGGUCUCCUUACCUUCCCCACAUCCCCAAAUGUACACACUCGGACAUUCCAGGCAAGAGACAACUGACCUCCUAUGGAAGUAGCAUUGUCCCACUGCCUCUACCCUCUGGGCCCCAGAGACUAAGGAAGGAGUUUGUGUAAGAAAAGACAUCAGGGAGAGCGUUAGCCUCCUGGAAACAAAUGAAUGAAGGUAUUUUGCAACUUUCAGGACUUAUUCCUUAGGCAGGAUUAACUUCUUGGGUGAGAUAAUGGCAGUAUUUUUUCUUUCAAGGAGACUUUUUACAGUGACAGGUGUGGAAAGUGAGAGAUGUAAUGCUACAGAAAACUUCUGCGCGAAUUCAUCCACUUGGAAUUUUUUUUUUAUACUGUAUGAAGGUGUAGGAAUUGGGGAAGUGUAGGGGAUUCUGUCGGUGCAGGAAGCCAGUCGGAAGACACAAAGAGUGUCCAUGGAGUGAGCAACAAGCAAUAUUCUUGGCAGCUCAACACGUGGUAGGAACUUGAGUGUCGAUGAGACUCGUGUCUUUUGUUUGGUGAAGGUCCACAUGCUCCCCACUACUUGUUCUCUGUUGAGUGACCCUGGUAGGAUGCUUCCCGUGACAUGUGCUUAACAGAUAAACUCGAUUAACGUUUAAUAAUGUGCAAAUCUAUCAUGUGCUAAGAGCGCGUGAAUUCUUUCUAAUGCUGCCACUUUCUCCGUCUCUUCUUGGCAGCCAGUAUAGGAGGCUGCAAACUGAACCAUUAAUUGGAAGGGUGGGGUGAGAGAAAUGAGAAAAUCAGAGGAAUGUUAUUUAAGUUGUGCCUUAAAAUAUAUUGGCCUUAAUAAGAGGGAAUUUGUGUCCCUGUGGUUUUAAGACUCAUUUCCAGAUGACACACCACCUGGGUGAGGUAGUGGAACAUUCCUCUCCACUUCACUCUCUCCUCUCUCUAGCCCAGCUCUGCUCAGUGAGGUGUACUAUGGAGACUUUCACAUCUGUUUCCACCUUAUGAUGAAGAGUCAUUGCUAUGAGUCUGUGAUUGGUAGGUAUGAACCGGACUAGAGAAAUAGUAUAGUUCUAAAAUUCUCCGUGGGAUAUUUUUUUCUAGGUUUGAAAAUGGGCCAAAUAUUUCUUAGAGUUACUCUGAUUUCAUUUGCUUAAAAAAAAAGUCAAAAUAAGAAAACCCCCUUCCGGAGCAGUUGUAUUUCCUUAAGAGAACCCUUGUGAACCUUUGCCUGAAUUAAAGAGGAUGCAAAUUUGCAGCAUGGAGACUUGUAGGUGAAAAUGGAAGGCCACAAGUUUCUAUAGCUUGUAGUGGCAAGGAUCAAAAUAAGCAAAAAGUACCUGACUUAUGCAAACAAGCUAACUCACAUUUUUGGUACAGAGAGGUCUUUCUACAUAGGAAACAGAUGGGGCCACAGGGGCAAGUUGGCAUCUUUGGCCUCACCCCCUGGAGGCGUAGCCAGGCCAUUCACUGCCCCCACACUUCUGGGGGAGCAGGCCAGGAUGGACAAGGCCCCCUACACCCUGUGGCCUGACUUCAGAGCUCCGGUCUAAGGAUCGCUUGGAUUAAAACACUAACAGCUUUUGGAUCCUUAACUAGAAGCCGUGGUUGACUGAAUGUUCUUAUUUUCAUAGGAAUGCCAAGUAGCAGGCCUUUGUAAAUGCAAAAUAAUCCAGCCACAUUUCAAAUACCAGGUCGUGGUAUAUUUCUCCUGUAGGACUGGUGCAUUUCUCCGCUGUUUAAUUAGCCUACUUGGAGGAUGGAAGAUUCAGAAUGUCAGCGAGUCGUGAUAAAGGACUGGAGUUGCUGUUUUAAGAAUGAUCUGCCCCAAAGCUCUCGGCUACUCUGACUAUAGCAACUUGCAUAAAAACUUUCUACAUUCUUGCCUUCUACUAAUCCUGUAAAGAAACCAGUACCAUACGACUUUGGCCGCAGCAAUACUGCUCUUUGGCGCCGCUCCCUUUAUUUCUGUGACUUGGGCCACAAUGCACACAUGGGGCCUUCUCCUUCCUGUCCACACGUAGCUGUCGAGUGGGCUAAAUGCAGCUCCACUUCCAAAUCCCCCAGGACCCCGAAACCACACAUCCCUCUGCGCAGUGUUCGGUGUGUUGUGGAGCGCCCAACUCGUCCCUAUAGGAUAUAGGCUGCGGUGGGAGAGCGCAUUCUAGGAAAGUCCAAACGUGACCGUCUUCCAGGUGUUUGGUCCGUGGAGGGGAGGGAUGAGGGAGCUGGGCUGGUGUUCUCUCUCCUGUAUUACCAUCACACAUAACUGUAAACAACAUGUGCCAUAAGGAAAUGAAGAUGUCCAGAAAAACCUCUGGUCACCAAAUGCCAUUAUUUUGAAGACAAUUUGCCAAAUGCGACAAAACAGUAAAGGAAGGUAGGUUAUCUGAGAUAAAUCUGCUCACUCCUGAGAAUUGUGGCACCAAAGAGUUACUCGAGAACCUUGCUGAAAAUAACCAUUUUUGUACUACUCUCAAUGCCUCGGAAGCUGGUAGAGCAGGGUUUGAGUGAAAAAAUUUGACAAGGUAGGACAUUAUUUUCUCAGGAGUAUCUAGAAUGUGUUCGAAAGGCAAGAUUUGUAGUUCGCAGGAAGAUGGCUGCUAUCCAUUUCUGUGAGCAACCCUGCUGCCAAGUUAGAAGGCUGGUAGAUGGUGACACAACCAGUUUUAUAGGAAGGAGUUUCUUACCAAAAAAAAAAAAGGCAAUAACAAAACCCAAACGUUUCCCAGUCUGUGUUGGAGAGAUGUUUCCACGUCCCACUUGAUAACUGCACAAGGCAGUAUUUUGCUCAGUGGUCUUGCUCAUUUCCAGUUCAUUUGCUUCUUUUUCUGGAACUUGUAGAGAAAUUUAGAGUGCAUGUAAAUUUGAGACUGACUGCCCUAAUGUCACAGUUUAUUUUUCAUUGUGAUGGAGUGGUCAUCUUACUGUAUGGGAUGGUAUCUGAGGGCUACAAUGGGAAUGGUUUGCUCCCCUUUAGUGAGCAAGUCGAGGGUGGCUGCGAAGGCUGGAGGGAGGCCUUGACCUCGGGACCUAAGGUGGACUGGAGGCCUUUGCUGGUCCCUCAGCAGCAGAAGCCCAGUGUCUUGGAUCCCAGAAUGGAUAAAUUUCCCAAACGGUGCUGUAGAAGUCUCUCAUUCCCAUGAAAUCCCUUCGGGAAGCAUGGCUACUUGUUGCCGUGGUUUACUGCACGGAAAAGUGUCCAAAUCUGGUAAAUAGGGAAUUUUACUGAAUUGUCCUGACUGUGGGACUGGACCUGCCAUUCAGUCAGGGAUCUGUGUUCUAUCACAGGUUCAUUGCCAGGAGCAACUUUUGGCAAUCAUGCUUUUGGAAAUUUUUCCUUACAUAUUUCUUUGUAGGGGAAACAAGCCUCAUUUCCCUAAACUUUCUAUCCACUUGGAGAUGCAGAUUCCUGACAAAUGGAAAUCAGAGGAUGGAACAUGAAAACGUAUGCCGAAUAUCCUAUUUUGGAGGAUUUGGUCAUGAAUUCCCACCCAUCCUUUGAAAACUCUGACUUUUCAGUGAUACUUAAAGAAAGCCCUCUCUACAUAUUCUUUGGCUGCAAGGGUUGCUGUAGAACAGGCUUGUUGAAGAAAAUUUGAUGGGAGGAGGGGAAGUUGAUCUGACAAAAUGAAGAUUUCCUUUGCAGCUGACAUCAUUCUUGCUUUGCUCAACUAGUUUCAUGUAUGAAGCACUUUAUCAAACUGCAGGAAUUAGUUAUUACUACAGCUGAUAAACUGGAAAUGUUUACAAAUGAUUACAUUCCAAAACUAUCGAAACCUAUAUAUGAACAAAUGUUAUUAAAAUGUAUUUUCAAGAAAUGUA
Molecule: messenger RNA, 5513 nt
Organism: Ornithorhynchus anatinus (platypus)
Lineage: Eukaryota; Metazoa; Chordata; Mammalia; Monotremata; Ornithorhynchidae
Gene: SNX8
Product: sorting nexin 8
Exons: 11
Coding region: 30-1424 (464 amino acids)
Biological process (GO): retrograde transport, endosome to Golgi
Molecular function (GO): phosphatidylinositol binding
Source: RefSeq, a predicted model, not a curated record